Molecule: messenger RNA, 3687 nt
Organism: Vitrella brassicaformis
Lineage: Eukaryota; Vitrellaceae
Source: the annotation of a GenBank genome assembly
CCAACUCUCUUUAUCGGCACCGGCCCGGCCUGGAAGGAAGGAGGGCUGUGUGGGACUUCUCAUCCUCUGCCACAAGAGGUGCUGCUCGAGGUUGAGGGGGGGUGCCCUUGCCGUGUGGAUGCUCGAAGAUCUGUGACGGUCUCUCAUCGGGCGAUGGACAAGCAGUCGAUGCUGGUGGGAGACGGUCGACAGCAGCCCGCUGACACGGAUUACCAACCCCCUGAAGCCUCAUCUCUUAUUCCUGCCAGCCUCAGUGAGACCGCAGAUCAGCCGGAGAACAGGCGACACGCAAGACUUUUGUUUGUGGAUGCUGUUUGUCUGUCUGUGCAGCUCAUGGUUGUGUGGAUCCAUCAGCAGAGAUUCACGAGAAAGGGCAGCAGACGCAGCAAGACCACAGAAACCAUCACGGCGCAGCAGACUCUCCCCUGUCGGCGCCAAUUUGGCCGGCACCGUUGCCUCCGUCUGGCUUAUCGUGGGGCAAAGGGAAGCGAUCCAAGCCUCCUGCCACUACAUUGAUGGUGGCCAAAAAGGCUCGCAGUGCUUCAAAGUGAGAGCGAUAAGGGAGAGGGUUGACGGAUGGAUGGCGGCUGAUGGAAUGUCUCAUCAUGCCUGUGCAUGUGCUGUUUUGUCAGUGCUGGUCACAUGAAGCCAUCCAUGCGCAGCAGCCUUGCAAACCAUCCACUUCAUCCACCGCAGCAACUCAUCAAGAAGGAAGGAGUAGGCGCACACACGAUGGCACGGUCCUUCACCGUAUGCGGCUGCAUGCUUGGUGCAGAAAAUGGACCGUCAAUUGUCGCAGCAGCUGAGCAGCCCGCCCGUUGUUUGCCUGUUUGGAGCGUCACAGUUCUGCGUCCACCCUCAAUGUGACAGCAAGGAGGGGCCACCAUGGACGACCAGUUGUCUUUCUUUGCUCUCCUUCCUUCUGAUCAGGCAUCCUCAACUCAUCUUCGAGUCAUGUCAAGGUACGUGUCAAUCAGACUUGACCCGUCGACUUGACUGUGGUGUUUCGUGCAGAUGGAGGUUGGCCACCUCCCGGUAGGUGGGCGUCCCCCUGGUCCGUCCUCUCAACUGAAGUCGCCCGUCGACGUCUUGCCACGGGCUGGUCUCACCAACCUGCCACAUCAGCAGCUGAUGCCGUUGAUCAAGCAGGAAGAGGUACGCACUCACAGAGAGUGCCAUACAUCGCUGAUAUAAUGGGCCCAUCUCUGUUGCAGGCGAUGGACGAUGAGCCGUCGCAGGCUGGACGGCCGAGCAACCUGCCCACCUCUGGCGCGUCUGGCGCGUCGCAUUUUUGUCUCUCUCCUCCAAGUAAGGCAUCCCUCCACAAGCACAUUGGCACAAUCAGCAGACGGGGAGGGGUGGAAACGGACGAUUCAUCCUCUGUGUCUUUGUGUCUGUUCGUUACGCCUCAGGCAUCAUCAAGGCGCUGCGGGACAACUGGGACAGGUGUGACCUCGACCGCCCCCGAUCCACCACUUCCGUCGACCCCUGUGACUUGAGCACGCCACCCGAGGCGCGUCAAGUGUGGCUCAAGCCCAACGGUGAGUGGCUGCCCCGCGGCUGUGACAUCGCCCUGCUGCCCGCGGGACAAGACGGUGGCCACGUGCGUCUUCCACGUCAAUGGCGUCAUGUGCGGCAAGCAGAACACAUUCAGGAACAUGGUCAACUCACACCUUCGCAAGACACACAAACUCCUUGCGAAGCCGAAAAAGGUGAGAUAGCAAGUGUGUACAUCCACAACCAGCCAGAGACGACAGAUGAAUGCUCUGUGGAUGUUUUGCAGCGUGGCACGAUCUCUCCGACGGAGCCAGAGACGGCGCCAGAGGUACUACAUGGGUGUCACAUUCAAGAAACCACCAUGUGUCUGGUGCAGUUCAUAGAAGACGGAGGACUGGAGGAGAGCGAGGAGACCACCACCGUUCAGCUCCCUCACGACCCAGGCACAGCACACAAGACACUGCCUGUGCAGUCUGGACGUAUUGUCAUCUCCUUGAUUCAGAUACUCAUGCACUCGCCCCUGUUGCCCCACUUGAGGACGCCCACUCAUAUGCUGGCCCGACCCCCUUCCCACCUGUGCAUCCGCAAGUCGAGACGUCUGUCAAUGCAGGUCAGCGGACCAGGCUUCACCUGCUUAUCUGCAUGAAGCCACGCUCACACAUUCUUCGGCCUUUGUGUGGUGCAGGACUGCUGGCCUUCACUGACUUCGACCGUUUCUCUGACUUCCCAGCCCCACACGACCAGGUGAGUGCGCAAGCAAGGGAGGUAACGUUGGCUCUUGGUUGUUCUUUGUUAGAUCCAUGUGCUGGAAGAGGGUGAUGGCGUGCAAGUGGCAUGGUUAGGAGGCAUGUGACAGCAACGUGGAUCGGUGCGAUGGUCAUUUGUCAUGUGUGCACAGGGAUGUGUCCGACGGACCGAGCAGAAACAUCGGAUGGUUUGACGGAGAGGUGCUUCGAGUCGAGGAAACCCAGUUCCACGUAGGGAGACGGAAGUCACGCAGAGAGGCGACAGUGACACAUGUACACGUGUCUCGGUGUACUUUUGCGGCUGUAAAAGGUGGAGUACUUCGUGUGCGGCAAGCGGUUGAAGUACUGGUUUGAUUCCCGUAUCUUCAUCAACAUGGAAGGUGCGACAUGUGACGAGACCUGCAUCCACAUGAAUGAUGGUCCUCGACUGCGUAUGCAGGUCUGCAUUCCAUCGAAUCGCUUGUGCAGCACACACGGAGAGGCGCGGUCCGCAGGAGGCCUCAGCGAUGGCUCACUCCACAGGCUGACCAAGCUUGGACAUUGCAGAAAGGUGGAGAAGGUAAAGGGGUCUUGUCUCGAUCUCAUUUCGAUGUUUCUUGAUACCAGGGGCUGUCGUCUCUGUUGUCCAAGAGGGCGAUCGCCUUGAGCACCAUGACGCCGUUGUGCGUGAAUGCUGGUUUUUUCCUGGGGGGUCUCGCAAGGUACUCGUACACGCGUGCAGGUAGCCAUGCAUCAGGUAUUCGUAUCCGUGUUCGGCUGCACAGGCCACGGUGCGGUAUCUUGUCAGCGGUGAGGAGGAGUUGCUGCCCACGGAGGUAUGUGCUCCAAGACGAAGCGUCCUAUCGGAAACUUACUUGUGCUCUGUGUCUCCUUCUCCGCUGGUGCGAUACAAGCUCGGGCUUUCGAUGUCAUCCAACGUGCAAUCGACCACGGGAUCCCUGCCUCACUCAUUCAGACGAUUCCCAAGUGAGCGGAUGGAUCUGUCAAACGAUUACUUGAUUGCUUGCCUUCGUUUGGCUUCCAUUUCGAAACUGACGACACUUGGCUGCAAGUUAUUGGCAAGAAAGAGGAGGAAUCGAUUGACUGACCGCGGCGGGCAGGUCGGGCAGCUCAGGGGAGAGAGACGCAGUCGAGAGGGGGAGGGGAAGUGCAUGCAGUCGAGCGACGGGAAGGGCGACAAGUAGUGCCUUAGGGAGUGGGAGUGUGUCUCGGUAGUUUUUUACUACUUGUAGAGAGCCGGCUGCCUCUUUUUUGGCUGCCAUGGCUGCUGAGUAGAGGGAGAAUUCUUCCGUUUUGUGGGUUGCUUCCAUGCCUGGUUUGUGUAAUCAGAGAGAGGUAGGCUUGUGCCCAGUGUGCGUAGGAGAGAAGAGCGAGAGCCGUCAUCAAUUACGAGAGUGAUAGAGAUAGAGGGUGCGAAUUUGUUGUUCAUGUGUGCGUGAACGAG